This is a messenger RNA of Cinara cedri, 9259 nucleotides long. Lineage: Eukaryota; Metazoa; Arthropoda; Insecta; Hemiptera; Aphididae. The record is from the annotation of a GenBank genome assembly.
CUAGUUUUUAGAGCGGUAGGUAAUGAAUUUUAUAUUAGUUUUUUCGACUCUUCUAGUGUCUAUUUAAUAAGUUAAAUAAUUCAUGUAAUUUAAAUUAAGGCGAUCGUCGCUAUUACGGGAGCAGUUAAUAAUAAUUUCUUAGUUUCACCUGACUGAUUCGAGCUACUGCUGUUGUUACAAUGCAAGAAGAAGAAAACUUAUGGUGAGCUAUUCCAACUGUUUAUUCAUCUCUUACUUUUAGGUCUGUGGAAAAUAUGUUACAAUAGGUAUUGAAGAAGUUUUAUGAGACCUCUUGAUUUUUUGACAUUGAGUGUUAUGAAAAGUGGUUGGAAAACAAGAAAAUAGAAUUUCCGACCACAGAUCUUUAAGGGCAUACAAAUAAAAAUUAUAACCAGUGUUGUAUUCGUAAAAAGUCUGUACUAAAGUCUAUAAUAAGUCUAGGGUAUAAUAUUUAUUUAUGAAUUCAAGCAACACAUUUUGUGAUGUUAUUGGCAAAAAAUUGAUCAGAUUUAACCAUUCAAAAAGUUGGUCGUUUCACUCGUGAAAUACUAUUUUGCAGUUUCUUAUAUAGUACAUUCACAAAUUGUAAACUUAGAAAUCUAAUUUUCUUGUUACCCAGUUUUUUAAAUUUGUAUUUAUGUAUAUAUUAAGUUGGUAUUGACACUAUUUCACAGGUCAGAUUCAACUUAAUAAUUUUUAUAAAUACCCAAUUUUUUUACCAUCAAAUUCAAGCUUAUAAAAUGAUAAAUUUGCAUCACAUUCAGCAAAAAAUCUAACAUAAUGUGAUAUGAAAAAAAAAAAAAAAUUAUUUUUAUCUGUACCAAUAUGUGGUAAUAACCAAUCUUAACUUUUUGUUAUACAGUUCUAACUUUAUACUUAUAGAUCAUUUAUAAAUAUAUUCUAAUAAAAAAUUAUAUAGAAUACAGAUUGAUUUAUUUAUAAAUCUUAUACUGUUUUCAUACACAGUUUUGUUUAAAUUUUAAGGUAUACAUAUGUAUUAGUAUGCAUUUCAUACAAAUCUCCGAAUGAACAAUGAUAAAAUAUUGAUUUUGCUUCAUUUAAUAUUUAUCCACUGACAAAGAAAGAGUAAUUUUUUGAUGUCUAAAAUAGUUUUUUUAAUAUUUGGGAAAAACCAAAAAAUAUGAUUUUUUUUAAAUUACAGCCCACCAAAUUUAUUAUUUAAAAUUUUCAAAAUGUUAAUAUUUUUCUGCUAGAAAAAUUUCUUUGGCCAGAUUUCAAGAAUAAAAUAUUUUGAAAAAAAAUUUGAUCUACUUCUGGAAUUGAAAAGUCAGUGUUUUUCAUCUAGUUUUUCUAAUAAUUAAAAAAAAUCAGGAAAAACUUAUAAAAUACAACAAAGUGUAUAGCAUUUGGGUUUUUUGUUGUUAUUCAGUUAAACAUUAUUAUAGAAACCUGUAGUUUUCACAAAAUACUUAUAUUAGCCUUUUGUAGACUUGGUAACAUUUUUAAAACAUUUCAAUUAUUUUUAGGUAUUUGAUAGUGUUUUUAUAUUAUAAGUAUAGAAGACACCUUUAUGUUUAUUACAGGAAUUCCAUGUUGAUCUCAUUAAAAGAAAAAGGAGGGACCAGACUACCAACUGACAAGUCUAUGAUUAUAAUAGGUAAAUUUAUACAUAGAACAUUAUUAUGUAUAGGCGGUAUCUGUAAUUGUUAAUUAUUAUACAUAUUUGCUAACUGUCUUAGGUGACAACCAGUGCGGUAAAACAACCCUUGUGGCAAAGUUGCAGGGUAUUGAUGAUCUAACAAAGGGAAUUGGUCUAGAAUAUGCUUACAUUGAUAUUCGCGAUGACUACAAAGAUGGUUUGUUAAUAGUGUUGUAAUUUUGUUAACUAGGGAACAUAUAUUUUGUAAUAUUCAAAUGUAUUUUUUGAUAUAAGUUAGGAUAUUUGAAAUCUGAUGAUAAAUUUAUUAAAUCUAAAAUCUCUGUAUAUUAAUAACAAUAUUGCAUAUUAAUUAGAAAUUAGAUAGGAAUCUAAGUAAAUCACAUUACCUUCCAUACCUAAGGAAGGUAUGAGUGAGUAAGGUAAUUUUUUGAUUUUUCUGUGGUUUUCAUAAUAAGUGGGAAAAUGUUGGAAACUGGAAAAAUAGAUACAAUAUAAACAAAUAUUAUUAAAGAAUAUAUAUACACAUUCAAUUUUCAAAAAAAAAAAGGAUUUCUUACAGUUGACUGAUAUAUUUAUUUUGUAUGUUAAUAGUUUUUAUCUAUAUUUUAUUUUUUCUAUAAUGUUUUUUUCCAUUUGAUUACUUUUGUGUGUUGUUAUACCAUUUAUACAAUUGUUAUUGUACUUUAUUAUUUACUUUAUCCACUAUUGUUAUUAUUACUGUAUUUGAAAUUGGACAUUUAUCCAUAAAAUAAAUAAAUAAAUAAAUAAGUGUUUGUUAGGGCUAACUAUUGAUUGAUAAACAUUGAUACCAAUUAUAUAGUUUUAAUGGGAUAUUGUAAGAACAGGCUUUACUCCUUAAUAAUAUUAUUCAUAAUUUACUACACCGAUAUAUUAUGAUUUAUGUGUAUAUAAAUUCUCCAAUUAAUUUUUUGAUUUAAUAAAACAAAUUAUGCUUAAUUAUUUAUUUUUAUAAUUUACUUAUUCACAAAAAUCAUUAUUUAUUAUUAUUUCUAUAUCAUACUUAUAGAAUAUUUGAAUUCCAUAUAAAAUAAUAAUAAUGAAAAAUAAAAAACAAAAACCAUCAUAUUUAAUAAAAUAAUUACUGAUCAUUGAUAAUCCUUUUUUUCUAGAUCAUACAAAAUUAAAUGUGUGGGUACAAGAUGGCAACCCCAAGUACUCAUUUUUAUUGAAAUUUUCUCUAUCUGAGAAAAAUUUUAAGAAUACCUUAAUAAUGUUUGUGGUUUCUAUGAAAACGCCAUGGAAUAUAAUGGAUCAAUUAGAAAGCUGGGCGACAUUAUUACAAGAUUACAUUGACAAUCUUCCAAUUCCCAGCGAUGAACUUCGCCAGUAUAGACAGAAAUGUAAGUCAAGACUGAGGACUUCAGUAUCAAAAAUUGUUAUUAAACAAAUGAUUCUCUUAAGAAUGUAUAGCUAUUAUCUUAUCAAGUUAUUAUUUUAUUUAUUUAUUAAUUAUAAUUAUAUUAUAUAAAAUUUUAAAUUUUUAGGUAUUAAAAAUUGGAAUGGAUAUAUGGAAGAUAAUAUCCAUGUCAGUGAUAAAAAUGGUUAUUGGGAACCAUCUCUAGGAGAUGGAGUACUAACAAGAAAUUUAGGCUUGGAUAUAAUUGUUGUUGUAACGAUGGUAUGUUUAUUGACAUUAUCAUUUAUAAUUAGAUAGUAUACAUUACUCACUGGUAGGAUUUUCAUGAACACCAUGCAUCUGUUUAUUUUUUAUAUUUUUAGUUGUAUACAAAGUAUAAUACUAUAUUCCUAUCUGCAAUUUGUAUUUUUAUACUACUUUUUAAAUUUUAUUUUAUUUCUCCCCCUUCUAUGGAGGGUUAUGAUUUUAGUCUUGGCUGUCCAUCUGUUAGGUUAUAUGUGUGUUUAUGUAUGUUUCUUUGUAAAUGAUAAAUUAAUGGAAUGAUUUCAACAAAUAAGAUGUUUAUAAAUACAAUUUGUUUAAAGGAAGUGGAAAUAAUGAGGUGCAAUAUUUUUACACCAUAUUUAUUUUUUAUAUUGGCCUUGAUAGGUAUCAAAUUAAAGCUUAAUUUGAGAUUAUUUCUGAAAUAUAUACAGAAAAAAAAUAAAAAAAAUAAUCUGUUAAUAAUACAUUUGUUCAAACAAUGUUGUUAAAGACAAAAUAGUUUUACCUAUUUAAAAAACAAAAAUCCAAUUAGGAGGCAUAUUUGAAAGUCAUUUAUGUCAAACAAAAAAAAAAUUUAAAUUUAAAUAUUAUAUAGUUAUAUAAUUAUAUCUUAAAUUUAAAGCUAAUAAUAAUAAUUUGACUUUAUGAUGUAUUUUGAUAAUGGAUAUUUAUUAAAAAGCAAAAUAAUAAUUUAUCAGUAUCUUAGUAUCUCAUUUGUAUACACUAGCAUACAACAAAAAAUUACAAAUAUUAAUAUAUUGUAAGUUGUUAAGAGUCUAAUGUUUUGCUUAUUAGAGAAAAAUAAUUUACCUGUUUAGAGAGAUUUGAGCAUUAAAUAAUUGAUAGAUAUUUUGUGUAUAAAUAAUAUAUUAAUACAAUUUAAAUGUAAGUAUUUUCAUUUUAGACUGAUUAUAUUAGUAUUUUGGAAAAAGAGAAUGAUUACAAAGAGGAACAUUUUGAUUUCAUACAACAUGCAAUACGCAAGUUUUGUUUGCAAUAUGGUGCAUCAUUGUUUUAUACAUCUGCUAAAGAGGACAAGAAUUGUGAUUUAUUAUACAAAUUCCUUACACAUAAGAUAUAUAACUUCCCAUUCAAAACUCCAGCAUUAAUUGUGGAAAAAGAUGCAGUAUUCAUGUAUGUUAAUUAGUACUCAUUUUGUUUUUAUAUCAAAUAUUCUGUGUAUCUCUAUAUUAAGGUAAAAUGAACUAACUGUCAAUAUAUACUUACACAUUGUUUUUAUAAAGUUUUAUCAAAUAAAGUAGGCAAAAUAAAAUAAAAAUAUAUAGUUCAAAAAUGCUAUGCGAAGUACACAUUGAUCAAAAAGUGUAAUUUACUUAUGAGAUAUUUAUAUAUAUAUAAAUAUAUUAAAAGUAAAAUAAUGACAUUUUAUAAUAUUUUCCAAUACAGUUUAGAUUAAAAUUCAUGAAAAAUGAUAAUGGUAUAUGAAUAACAGUUAAAUAAAAUUAAUAAACUUUUGUAGAUUAUAAGACAUAGGAACCUAAUUUAUUUUUUAAAUUUAUACAAUUUAUAAACUAAUAUAUUAAUGUAAUAUAUAUAAUAUAAAAUAAUGAUAUUUUAUAAUAUUUCAUUAUUUCAUUUUAUUGUUUUGUUAAUUUGUGUAACUAUUAUUAUUCAAUUGUAACAUUGUUUUGUAUGGUUGUGUUUUAGACCAGCAGGAUGGGAUAGUAUGAAGAAGAUAAGUAUACUUUAUGAUAAUAUGCAAACUAUAAGACAUGAUGAAUUUUAUAAUUCUGUUAUAACAAAAGUAAAUACUAGAAAGGUAUGUUGUAUUAAAAUGAUGGUCCAAUAAUAUGCCAUUAAAAAUUUAAUUUAAUUUAUUUUAAGUUGUUUAUUUAAAUUAUUAACUGGUCUCUCCUUUCUAUCAAAGUGGAUUUUAUGGUUUGUAAAGACAAAUUAAUGUGUUUGUGUUAUGUUAAAUGUAUUAUCUAUAUUCUUUAAAAACUUAAUAUAUAUUAAUAUUACACUAAAUACCUAAUGUUACGCCCACUAAUCAAUCCAUAAUGGUUUUCAUUCGGUUUGAUUUUGGUUUUUUUUUUUUUUGUAAUUCAGUUCAAAAUUAUUGUCAAGACAUUUUUACAAAAUUCUUAUAUUAACUUUCUGUACAUAGUACUACUUUAAAAACAUUCUAGGGACAUUCAAGGGAUUCAUUUUAAGCUAUUUAAAGCCAUUUAAAAUUUUUAUUUGGUUUUAUUUCAAUAAAAUGGUAUUGGCUCAGAAAAUGUACUGGAUAAUUCAACAGGAAGUCCAUCAUUAGUUGUUAUUAGUAAUAAUAAUAUUAAAAAAAAACUGAAGUAUAAUGUAAUAUUGUUUUUUUUAUAAAUAUUUAAUGUUUAAAUUUUAAUGUAAAUUAUAAAAAUGGUAAAAAUGGUACACCCAUCAUCAGUAUCAGCUUAAAUAGAUUUGGAACACAGGGAGGGAUCUAGGUAUUGGGUUGACUAGGUUUGUGGUUUUUUUGGGCUGUGAUCAACUUUUCUACCAGAAAUUUUGCCCCUAUAAAUAAGGUGAUCAAUAACAUGUUCACCCUAUUGUUUUAGUUAAAUUUUGCAUACAUUCAAAUUUUGAUUUUUGGAAUAUUCAAGUGUAGUUAAAGCUAAUAUUUUUGAAUACUUAUAUUUUUCACAACUUUUAAGGACCAACUUGAGUUUUUCAAAAAAAGAAACACCUAUAUUAAAAAUUCCAUAAAUAGACAAAGUAUUACUUUAAAUACAUUUUGGUGUCAACAUUUUUUUAGAGUACUGGAAUGUCUUCUUUAUGUAUCCUACCUUUCUACCUACAACAAUGGCUGUACCCAUCCCCAAUAUUAGUUUUUUUUUAUAUUGAUUUAUUUUCUUAGGUAUUUGCCAAAGAUCACGAAAUCCAGGCAGAAGAUGAACAAAUAUUUUUGAAUAAACAGUUAGGAUUAUUAAACCAAAGUGCCAAUCAACAAAUAGUCAUUGGUAUUCCAAGACAAGACUUAGUAAUGCGAUCACUGACAGGUGUGUCUAAGUCAGGUGAUAGACGUAUGUCAUUAACUAAUCAAAGUCAAGGUUCUCCAACAAAAAAAGUAAGUUAGCAUUGAAAAGUUCUUAAAUUCUAAUUGAGAAUAUUAAUGACAUUAAGAAUGUUUUUUAAUUGAAUUUAUGUGUGUAGAUUGAUCCAGCGAAAUCUACUAACACAUUGACACCCGCUGGUGAAGGAGUUUUGGCUAAUUUUUUUAAUUCCUUGUUACACAAAAAGACUAAUCAAACUACAAAUUUACCAAAAACUUCUGGUAAACAAUAUUAUUAUCAAAUAGUUAUUAUCAUGUUAAUAAUUUUCAAACUAUUUAGAUGACUUGUCUGGUUCAAAAUCAUUAAUUUUGGAAAAGGCUGAAUAUCAUACUGAUACAGUGGCUGAACUUGAAAGAGUCACUAAAAGAACAUUGAAUUUGUCACACGAAACAACAAUUGAAACAAACUCAUCAGUAAACUGCAUUGAAGAACAAACUUUAGCUACUUAUGGUGAAAAAUCAUCUUCAGAAUGUUAAUUUAAGUCUUAAUAUUUACUAUUUAUUUUUCCUAUUAUUGUGAUAAUCUAACCUACAUUAAUUUAUUGUGCAAUUUUAUUUAUUUUUAUUUUUAUAAUUACUACUUAACUAAUUAUUUAUUCAUUACUAAAUCAUAUGAUAGAUUCUGAAAGGAUUGAGAGAGCUUAGUUAAUUUUACAAAAUUAAACUUAAAAAUUUCUUUUUUUUUGGGGGGGGGGGGAGUUUGAGGGGGAAAUUUGUUUUAGUUAAAUUUUAUAUGAAGCCAAAUUCUGAUUUUUGAAUUUUUAAGUGUAGUUAAAGUCAAUAUUUUAAAAUACUUAGAUUUUUAACAACAUUUAAGGAGUAUUCUGUGUCUGUACCAACUUAGGAUUUUUAAAUGAGAACCUUUAUUAAAAAUUCAAUAAAAGAUUGAGUAUUAGUUUAGGUAAUGGGAGAGUAGUAGAGUAUUAUUUGUGUUGUAGCAUGGUUAUUUGGAUAUUCUUAAAUUUUGUAAAAAACUUAAUUAUUUCAAGUAUAGGGUUUAACUACAUUUAAAAAUUUAAAAAUCAGAAUUUGAAUAAAUGCAAAAUGUAACAAAAAAAAAAAAAAAUAAAUAAAUAAAUAAAUGGGCAUCUCAUAGUAUGUGUAUUAUUAUACAAGGUGUAACAAAAAGAUAGGAUCUGACAUCUGCUGUCUAUUUUAUAUUGUUUUUUAAAUAUAAAAUAAAAAAUAUGUAGAUUUAAAAAAAUCUAUUUUGCAAAAUCCAAGAUAGUCAAUAUAUUAAUAUAUUUUGGUGUUGAAAAUAUUUAAUAAUGAUGAGUUAUUAAGUUUCUAAUCUUUUUUUUGUUGUUUACAAAAAUCAUUAGCAAAUUUAUUUUUCAUGGCAAAAUUGGUAUUGUUUAUUAGUGCUAUUGAAAACAAUUUUAAUAAUCAUAAACUUCAAAAAAUCGUAGAAAAUCAAUUCUAUUUUAUUUUAUUAGUCAAUAUUUAUAAAACUAAAAUUUAGUAUUAAAAUGGCUUGGAUCUUCAAAUCUUGUAUUUCGUAAUAAAAAUUAUUCAUUUUUAGUAAAAAAAAAAAAAAAAACUUGAAAUAUUGAAAAUAAAAGUUGAUACAGGUGUCCAAUUUUUGUGUUACAGUCUGUAUAUCCUAAUCUUAACUUGAGGAAAUAGGUCUUGAAAGAACUUAUAGAACUAACAUUUAAAGAUGGGGUAGUGCAAUAUAAUUUAUGAAAUUGUUGAUAAUAAUUGGUUAUCAAGAUCAUAAAUAAUAACAAUUUUUGUAUUCUUUUUUGGGUGUAUAAUAUUUGUUUAAUGCUGUUAAACAGAUAAUAGUAUUGAAAGAAUGAAAUUUGAGAAGCAAAAUAAAGUAUAUUAUUUUGGUGCUUACUUUUAAAUAUAUGAUUAUUAUAAUUAUAUUUAUACACAUUAUGUUAACUACAAGUAUAUUAAUAUUAUAUAUAUAUAUAUAUAUAUAUAUAUAUAUAUAUAUAUUUACUAUUUUUUUUAUAUAGAAAAUUCAACAUGUGCUUUGUACUUGGAUAAAAUGUUCCACACUAUUUGAUUAACUAACUAUAUAUAGACUUUGUAUUUGUAUUUUUCUAUGAUACAUAUUCAUAUAUUAUUUUGUAUUAUUAUAUUACAUUUAUAUCAUGGUUAAUGUGCACUAUUCACUUUUAUAUCAAAUUGGAAGAAUACAGUUUUAGAAGCAAAAUAAAGUACACUAUUUUGUAAAAUUAUUCAGUAUGAUUAUUAUAAUUAUAUUCAUACACAUUAUUAUGUUAACUACAAGUAUAUACUUUUCUAUACUGGCCAUCCGACAAAGAUAUACCCCUUGAAUAUCUCCAGAGAUAAUAAAGAAAAUCAAAUUCUGUUCUUUUUUAUUUUACUUACAGGGAAAAGGACUAUUUAGGAAUAUUUAUAUUUGAAUCAGUUUUUUUUCAUUAAAAAAAAUUUAGAAAUUUUUUGGAAAAUUUUAAAAUAGCCAUUCUUUAAAGGCUAAUAUUUACAGAAAACAAUAAAAUAAAAAGUUUUUUUUAAAUUUUUUUAACAAAAAAGAGUCAAUUAAAAUAUAAAUAUUUAUAGUCCUCUUCGCUGUGAGUAAUAUGAAAAAAAACAGUUUGAUUAUCUUUAUUAUAUCUCGAGAUAUUCAAAGGGUAUAUCUUCAUAUAGAUAGCCUGUAUAUUUUUACUAUUUUAUCGAAAAAAUUUAGUUUUAAAAUAAAAAUUCAACAUAUUGUUCUUUGUGCUUGGAUAAAAUGUUCCACAUUACAUUAUUAACUAACUAAUUAUGUAUAGCCUUUGUAUUUGUAUUUUUCUAUUAUAUAUACUCAUAUAUUAUUUUGGAUUAUUAUAUUAAAUUUUUAUCAUGGUUAAUGUGCACUAUUCUCUUUUAUAUCAAAUUGGACUUUUUAUACUCAUAGGCUUAUAAUGAUAAAACAAUCAAGUAAAACUAAAUAGUUUUGUAAAAUCUAAGACAACUAAAAAUCACAAAC